Molecule: messenger RNA, 947 nt
Organism: Magnolia sinica
Lineage: Eukaryota; Viridiplantae; Streptophyta; Magnoliopsida; Magnoliales; Magnoliaceae
Product: LRR receptor kinase BAK1-like
Exons: 7
Coding region: 27-770 (247 amino acids)
Molecular function (GO): protein binding
Source: RefSeq, a predicted model, not a curated record
UUGAACGCCGCCUCGCCUCACUUUAAAUGAGAUUUAAUGAGGAGAUUGAUGAAGCAGGGGUGUUUCGAACCUGGUUAGAAAUGGAGAGGGAAACCAAAGCUUCCGUUCUCGUCUUGUUGUUCAUGGUCCUGUUUUCUCAUAUUCACGGGAACCUGGAGGGUGAUGCUUUGCAUAUGCAACGCUCCAGUUUAAAUGAUCCUCGUGGUGUGCUACAAAGUUGGGAUCCAACCCUUUACAAUCCAUGCACAUGGCUCCAUAUUACAUGUAACGCUGACAAUAGUGUUAUAAGAGUUGACCUGGGAAGUGCAGAUUUAUCCGGUCAACUGGUCCCAGAGCUUGGUCUGCUUAAGAAUUUGCAAUUCCUGCAAUUUCAAGAUAACAAUAUAAGUGGGAAGAUUCCUAGCGAGCUUGGGAAUUUGACCAAUCUGGUGAGCUUGGAUCUCUAUUUAAACCGUUUUUCUGGUUCCAUACCUCGGACGUUGGGCAACCUAAAGAAGCUGCGCUUCCUCCGGCUUAACAACAAUCGCUUGUCGGGUCAUAUUCCUAUGUCUUUAACAGCUAUCAGUACGCUAGAAGUUCUGGAUCUAUCCAGCAAUAAGUUGAAGGGAGAAGUUCCAUCAAAUGGCUCCUUCGCAGUAUUCACACCUGUCAGUUUUGCUAAUAACAAACAUCUAUGCGGACGGGUUACUGGAAAACGUUGCCCUGGAUCUCCUCCAUUUUAUACACCUCCUCCACCUCUAUCUUCUGGAAAAGUUCCUUCUAUUUAUUAGAUAGGAAUCUCAGUUGAACUAAAUUUCCGUGUUAUGCUCCUAAAUAAGAUGAUUACUAUCAUUUUCUUAUAGUGAUUUCUGUGUUAUGUUCCAUUUAUAAUUGGGCUUGUGAUUUGAAUGGUCUGGAUUGUCACACAAUAAAGUUACGCUUACCCUUAUGUUAACCACAAUUUUUAA